AGCAGAGCUCCCAGAGAGCUCAACAAGGAGCAAGUGGAGGUGGAUAGAAACCAGUAGAGUCAGACACAACAUCUGAGAAGAGAACACAGGAGAACAGGAGAACCCAGUAGAACCUGGUGAAUAGAACAUCAGACAGAGCAGAGGAGGAAGACGAUCAGACCAAGAGAGUAAAGAACAGCAGAGAGCAGGGUAGAGCUGAUCUGAGAACAGCAGAACCCGCGACAGGAACAUCAGGCCUGACUGAAUCAUAAUAGAACCCAGUAGAACCCUGAGGAGAAACAUCAGAGACAAACUCACUGUGGAGUUUAAACAACCAGCACAACAGCUGCUGACCUGGACUUUCUGACACACACACACACAAACACACACACACACCAACGUGCACACAAACACACACUGUAUGGAGAUGUCACAGCCGUGAGGAGGAGUUGUGGAUUAUAUUUUUAUUCUGCCGAAGACGAAGAAAAAGGUUUCUCCCUCCCUGUCCCCCCUCCCCCAGCUCCAUCAUGCCCAUCCUCAAGAACCUCCCAGUGCGCCUGAAAGGCGGUGGUCCAACUCUAGACAACGCUUUAAUCCUCCGCAGGAUGAGCCUCAACAUCACCCCCCACCAUCACCAUCACAACCCCUUUGACGACGACGACAGCAUCCAUGACAGCAGCGGCCAUGGCAACCACUGGUCACCUGGCAGCUCUCUCCUGGACGGCGAUGUGCCGAGGGACCGCAACCCAUUUGAGGAUGAGGAGGACGAGAAUGAGGCUAACGAGGGGAAAAAGGGAAGUGGAGGAGGAGGAGGUUCAGCAAAGAGUUCCUUCAAGUUUAAGUCGCCACUGAAGACUCUUGGAAAGUUGGGGAAGACCCUGAGAGUGUCAGUGAGGAAUAAAGGAAGUGCAACCCCCUCCCCACAGGGGUCGCUGCAGGGAACCCCAUCACCUGCAGAGAAAAAGAAGAGGGGGAGGAGGAGCUCUGAAGGAAGUCUGCUCAGGUUUGCAGGGAAAUAUCGUGACACCCUGAGCUCCUAUAAGGAGUCUUUCACCAAUGGCGAGCUGAACUGUUCGGAGAGCGAGUGUGACUCCACCAGCCGCCGCCUGUCCUUCAUGAAGAUGGUGGGUCUUGGCAAGCUGAAGAGGGAGUCCAUGGCUGACCACUCAUCUCAGGGCCCCGAGGAGCAGCUGGUGCAGGAGGAGGUCGUGGAGGAGGUCAAACCCAGAGAGCCACUAUCAGUCCUGGAGAUCCUGCAGCUGGUGAGGAAGCGGGACCUGUUCCUGGCUGACUCUCACAUCCUGGAGCUGGAGCAGGAGUGUAAUGAGUCUGCCGCUGCUGAGCGGGGCGGCACAACACAGCCGGAGGACAGCACCAGCCCGAGUGUCAAAGACGGCGGGCGGAGGAAGGCGAAGGACGUGGAGCUGCUGUACGAGGAGCUGCAGAAGGAGCUGUGGGCCGUGGUCCGGGAGUCUCUGAGGUCCCCCACAGCUGGGCCGAACCUGGGCCUGGUGGUUCAGGUGCUGCAACAGGAGGAGCAGGCUGAUAAAGACUGGGCCGUCCACAAGGGAGCAGCCCCAGGGGGCCCGAGGCCUCGUCAGCUGAUACAGAGGUGGAGGGAGGCGGUGGAGGAGGCAGCUGAGGGCUCGCUGCCUGAGAGAGCAGAGUUCACAGCUGGGGAGCUGGAUGGAUACCUGGGGCGGCUCCGAGCCCGUGUGGUGGAGGACUUGGGGGCCGCCAACAGAAAUGUGGUCUCCAUUUACCCCGAAGAGUUCCAGGCCUUUCAGGUGUACGUGCAGAGUUACCACCAGGCGGUUGCCAGGCAACUGGAAGCCAUCACUGACAACCAGCUGGAGAUCACUGACAUCUACUCUCUCCUGGACUGGCUGCACAACAUCUACGACAGAGAUGUUCUGGGGACUGUGUGUAUCACAAGCCCGUUCAGCCGCUCUCAGCUUAGUCCUCUGCUGCCAUCAGAGACUGUGGACAGACUGGAGCUGGACUGUCUCAACUCUGUCAGGGCUAAAGUGACCACAGAGCUGAGUCAGGUCCUGGAUGAGGAGGAGAAGAGGUGGAUGGAGACUCUGCACAUCGAGGAGUAUCAGAUCACUCUGGCCAAAACCGUCAUACAGAGGCUGCAGGUGGAUCUGGAGCGGUCUGCCUCCAUCAACAUGAGUCUGGGCUCCAGAGUGGCUCAGUGCAGCCUCAACGGCCUGGCUGACUUCCUCUACAGUUUCCAGCGUAAAGUGGAGAUGUUCCAUGAGAAGGUGCAGAAUGGCCUGUUUGGAGACAGCGAGGACGGAUACGUGUCCAAGACAAUCGCCCUGGUCAACUGCUGCCCCCCCUUCAGAGGCUUCGUGCAGCGCUGUGCUCAGUGUGACCCAUCAGUCACUGAGGACUCUUUACGUCGAGCCAACAGAGCUCUGGAUCACAUCGUACAGCAGGGAGUCAGAGUCCUGUCUGAACGGCUGUACCUGCACAUUAGGCCGUUCUUUGAGCGGCUGGUGAAGAGGAAGUGGCUCAGCAACACAGAGCCGUACGAGCAGAUUGAAGCUCUGAUCAAAGAUCACUUCAAGAAGUAUCACAGGAUGGACAGUCCUCCAUACCAGCUGCUGGUAGCGGAGGUCCACCGGCGGGUGGUGAUGGAGUACCUUCGCUCGGUCAUGCGAGGCAGAAUCAUCUGCACCUCGAUGAAGAUGAGGAAGAGGAUGGCUGGUCGGCUCAGAGACGAAGGCAAACAGAUCAAAGUCCUCUUCAAAGACCUGGAGUCCCCGUCCAGCUGGUUGGACAGCGCUCUGUCUCACAUCUCAGAGAUGAUCCAGCUGGAGGACGUCCCCUCCAUCCAGAUGGAGGUGGGAGUUCUGGUCAGAGAGUUUCCAGAUGUCAGGAAGAAGCACGUGUCAGCCAUAUUGAACAUUCGGGGACUGACUCGGCAGGCGGAGCGUCAGGAGAUCCUCAACAUCGUCAAAGACAUCGAGAGCAGUGAUGGCAGCGGCUCGGCCCGGCUGUCCCGGGACCGCGCCCUCUUCUCCGAGGUGCCGGUCACCUCCGAGGUCCACUGCCUGAACGUGGGCCUGAGCCGCAUCGCGCUCACCGCCUCGUCCUGCUUCACCACGCUGCGACCGCGCCGCCGCAAAACCCGAACACCUGUCCAGGAAAACUCUGACGAUGUUCUCUGAAGAGCCGAUUUCCAAGGUUUUAGAUUUUUCAAAAAGCCCCUGACUGAGUUGCAAUAGCAUGAUGGCGGUUUCUAUUUUUAAUUCAACUCCAGUCCUGAUUAUUAUCCACUAAACUAGCACUGACUGGAUUCUUCCAUUAGGCUGCCGCUUUAACAGAAUCCACCAAAAACACCUUUGUUUUUUUGUCUAUUGUCAUGCUAUAGAGAAAACAGAAGGAAUGGUGUGAAACUGAUUAUGAUGAUGAUGAUGACAAUGAGGCUGAUUAAAGAACAUAACAGAGAGAACUGAGGACAAAACUGGACUGAAAAAUCAGCUCCUGUCAAGAAAAGAAUCAGCUCUCGAACAAUUUCUCUUUAAUGAAAAACUGAUUUGAAAUCAGAAAAUUCUGGUAGAUAGAAAAAUUAAUCCAUAAAUCUGGGGUUUCUUCUGUUGAAAUUAUAAAGGACGGAAAAUCAUUUAUUGGGAUUUAAACUUCACAUGUGAUUUUUACCUGUGGAGAAAACAGGGUUGAGGCCUGGUCACAUCAGAAAACUGUCACAGCAAAAUUCAUUAGUGUGUCUUUAUUGCCUUCACAGGUGAUGCUGAAAGCUUGGCCAGAGACAGGAACUAAUGUUAUUUUGCAACAUACCAACUGGAGUUAACGUUAUGCGGUGAUGUAGUGACUGGAGCUAACGUUAUGCAGUGAUGUAGUGACUGGAGCUAAUGUCAUGUGGUGACAGUGAUUAGGGCUAAUGUUAUUUGGUGACUUGGUGACUUCUGCUAACAUUAUUUGGUGACUUACCAACUGGAGCUAACAUCAUGUGGCAACUUAAAGACUGGGACUAAGAACUUGGUGAUAAAGUUACUUGGGCUAAUGUUAUUUGGUGACUUAGUGACUGGAGGUAAUGUUAUUUAAUGACUGGGGCAACCAUUAUGUGGUGAUGUAUUAAUUAAGGCUAACAUUAUGUGGUUAUGAAGCAACUGGAGCUAACGUUAUGUGGUGAUGUAACAACUGGAGCUAACGUUAUAUGGUGACAUAGUGAUUAAGGCUAAUGAUAUUUGGCACCUUAGCGACUGGAGCUAAAAUUAUUUUUUGACAUAGUGAUUGGGGCUAACAUUAAUUGACAUCAUAGUAAUUAGGGCUAAUGUUAUUUGGCGACAUAGUCACUGGCUCUAACAUUUUAACAGUGAGUGGGGCUAACGUUAUUUGGUUCAGUUUUGUGUAUUAAAGUUGCUCACUCAAAUGCAUUAAUACAACAAACAAAUAGCUUGAACGCUAACUGUUGCUUAAAAGAGUUAGCUUCUCCAACAGGCUAACAUUACCUGUACUUAAUGGAACAUUAACCAGGUUGUAUUUUUUAAGUCAUUUAGCAGAGUAUUUUUUCAUAGCUACCACACUACAAGAAAGAGUAUCAAGCGAUUUUUUUUGGGAUAAAUGAUGAUAAAAUAUGACAUUGACACAACUUAAAAGUAGUCUGUGUAAUGUUUCUUCUAACGUUUUUAGUUCUCAAAUUUGGUUUAAUAAAUUUAAUUUAAUUUAACUGACUUAGCUCUGAAACUUGUGUUGCUAUAGAAACUGCUGUGACUAGGCUUCAAUGAUGUAAAGUCACUGUAAUGUGAUUUCACAUUUUUGAGACAUUACAUGUGGGUUUAAGUUUUUUUUUAGUUGAUUUUCUGACAUUUAACAGGAUUACAUUUCAUGUUCGUACUAAAUCACAUGCUCCAGAUUUGAUUUUUUUUAACAUAAGGGACCUGUUCAGCUGCAUUGCUGUUUGACCUCAGAACAAACUGCAGGAUUUCUGGACUUUGAGCUCGAAGGCACUUUAUUGAGGAUCAGUAAAAGGAAAGCAGUUCUCUGUGCUGAGGUGGACUCUAGACUGAAGUGCAUUCUGGGAAAAAGACCAGAACAAGAGGACUGAGAACCAGCAGCUGGAUUUAAGAUGAAUUUCAGGAUUUGUUUUGGGGAUCUUGACAGUUCAGGGUUUCAGAGAUGAGUUUCUAAUCCCAGGACCUGGAGAUGCUUUGUGACAAAACUGGACAGUUGUAGUUUUAUUGUUGCACACAUGUUGACACGUUUUAUUCAAAGGUACUACACAAAGAUCCGAGUCUCUAUCAGCUGAUUGUGUAUUUAAAGCCGUGAUUAUAGCUCAAGCUCUUAGGUGUGAUGAGGUUUAUUAAAUGUGAGAUUUAGAUAUAAACAGAGAUUUAUUAUUUCUAUAUUUCUAUUCUUUCUAUGUAGAAUUAUAGACUUUUACUAUAGUAUCUGGUGUUGAUUCAAAGUUUAGAUAAAAGGGGAGAGAGGGCUCACUCUGUCGACAUUAGAAGGACAGAACUACAUACUCUUCAGAGACAGACUGAGGACUAACUGGGCUUAAACAUCUUCUCAUAUUUUAAUGAUUUAUUCUGCAUUUCCUCGCAUUUCCACUUUUAAUGUUUUUGCAUGUUUUAGCUCAUAAAACAAGAUUAAUUUCCUGCUGUUCAUUUUACAAACCAUCCAUCAGUUUUUUAUUCUUCAUCUUCCUUCCAAGCAUCAUGUUCUAUAAAAAUCGGCUCUUUUUUGUUUUAAAAUAUCACACUGGUGGAUGCUUUGAAAGGAUGCUUUGACGUGUGAAGCUCAUUAACCAAAAACCUUUUUUAGCUGAGCUGCAGUUCAGAUCAGAGACACGUCUGUCUGUUCUUCAUGUCUGUAGGAUGUAUGAAUGAAUUCCUUCUGUACAGGGAUCAGCUUUAAAUCACAAUAAAACACAUCAGAUCACG
Molecule: messenger RNA, 5894 nt
Organism: Seriola aureovittata
Lineage: Eukaryota; Metazoa; Chordata; Actinopteri; Carangiformes; Carangidae
Product: tumor necrosis factor alpha-induced protein 2-like
Exons: 15
Coding region: 507-3158 (883 amino acids)
Biological process (GO): exocyst localization; exocytosis
Cellular component (GO): exocyst
Molecular function (GO): SNARE binding
Source: RefSeq, a predicted model, not a curated record